GACAAAUCAAAACAAAUCCAAAAUGAAGAACCAUAUUCACAUUGUAUUUCUCUUUUCCCAGCUCUUCUUGAUUUUGAGCCUUGGUGGCUUUGUUUCAUGUACUAAAGAAAAAAAGGUGUAUAUAGUAUACCUUGGAGAGCACAAUGGAGACAAGACUUUGAAAGAAAUAGAAGAUCACCACUGUUCAUUUCUUCAUUCUGUCAAGGCUACUUCUUCCAAAGAACAUGUAAGAGCAUCACUUGUUCAUAGCUACAAGAAUGUCAUCAAUGGCUUCUCCGCUUUGUUAACACCACAAGAAGCCGAUAUGAUAUCAGGGAUGGAAGGGGUAAUAUCAGUAUUUCACAGUGAUCCUUAUGAAAUAAAGCCUCAUACUACUAGAUCAUGGGACUUCAUAAGCUUGUUGGAAGGAACUUCACUGAUAAAUUCUAGAGAAGAAUUGCUGCAAAAUGCAAGUUAUGGAAAGGACGUUAUUGUUGGGGUUAUGGACAGUGGGGUGUGGCCAGAAUCUUCAAGUUUCAAUGAUGAAGGAAUGGAACCAGUUCCAAAGUCAUGGAAUGGAAUUUGCCAAGAAGGUGUUGCCUUCAACGCCUCCCAUUGCAACAGGAAAUUAAUUGGAGCGCGAUACUAUUUAAAAGGUUAUGAGGCAAUAGCUGGUCCUCUUAACGAGACAAGGGACUUCCGAUCACCAAGAGAUGUAGACGGUCAUGGAACUCACACAGCAGGCACGGUGGGUGGUAGAAGAGUAGCAAAUGCAUCAGCAAUUGGUGGAUUUGCUAAGGGUACAGCUACAGGAGGUGCCCCCAAUGUUCGACUCGCCAUCUAUAAAGUAUGUUGGCCAGUUCCAGAUCAGAGUUUAGCUGAGGGAAAUGCAUGUGUUAUGGAUGACAUUCUUGCUGCUUUUGAUGAUGCCAUAGCUGAUGGGGUUCAUGUACUCAGUAUUUCUCUAGGGUCUCAACCUAAAUCAACAUAUUAUACAGAAAAUUCUAUCGCAAUUGGAUCUUUGCAUGCUGUGAAGAGGAAUAUUAUAGUAGCUUGUAGUGCUGGAAAUGAUGGUCCAACAUCUUCAACUGUUGGAAAUGUAGCGCCAUGGAUUAUCACAGUUGGUGCUAGUAGUAUCGAUCGAGUUUUUUCAUCUCCAAUUAUGCUCGGAAAUGGAAUGAUCGUCGAGGGACAAACAGUAACUCCCAUAAGGAGGAGGAGAUUGCAUCCUUUGGUUUACGCAGGAGAUGUAGAAAUUAGAGGAACUACGGCAAGCAAUACAACAGGAGAAUGUCUUCCUGGUACACUAUCAAGAAAUCUUGUCAGAGGAAAAGUUGUCCUCUGCAUGAAUAGGGGUAGGCAGGCAUCAAUGGAAGUGAAAAGGGCUGGAGGUGUUGCAGCUAUUUUAGGAAAUCCAUUUAACGAGAUACAAGUCACCCCUUUUCUGGAUCCCACAACAGUUGUAUUUUCAUAUAGCCUGAAUACAAUCCUGACGUAUAUACGGACUGAAAAAUAUCCAAUGGCAACACUUCUUCCAGGAAAUACAUUGAUUGGCACCAAGCCAGCACCUGUCAUGGCUUCUUUCACUUCCAAAGGACCAAAUAUUGUCGAUCUUAACAUUCUCAAGCCGGAUAUAACUGCUCCUGGAUUUAACAUACUAGCAGCAUGGAGCGAGGCAUCAUCUCCCCUUAAGAUACCAGAGGAUCGUCGGGUUGUUAAGUAUAACAUGCAAUCUGGAACAUCCAUGUCUUGCCCACAUGUUUCAGCUGUAAUUGCACUCUUAAAAUCAAUUCAUCCAGAUUGGAGUAGUGCUGCAAUCAGAUCAGCUCUAAUGACCACAUCAACAAUCAAUAAUGUGGUUGGUAGGCCAAUAACAAAUGCCACUGGUAAUGAUGCAAACCCCUUCGAAUACGGAGCAGGACAUUUCAGGCCAUCAAGAGCUGUAGAUCCUGGACUUGUUUAUGAUGCUACGUACACAGAUUAUCUUCUCUAUCUCUGUAGUCAAAACAAAAGCCUAGAUUCAACUUUCAGUUGUCCUGAGAAAGUACCUGCAGCGAGUAACCUUAACUAUCCCUCACUUGCAAUAGCUAACAUCAGAGGAUCCAGCAGGACUGUGACAAGAGUUGUUACAAAUGUGGGAAAAGAUAACUCGACUUAUGUUUUAGCUGUGAGAUCACCUCCUGGAUAUGUUGUUGAUAUUGUUCCAAAAACCUUACGUUUUAGCAAAUUGGGAGAGAAACACAGCUUCAACAUAACAGUUAGAGCACAAAGUAUUAUUGAAAAGAGACGUGAGUUUUCCUUUGGUUGGUACACAUGGAUUGAUGGAGUCCAUGUGGUUCGAAGUCCAAUUGCAGUAUCAUCCGCGUAAUUAAAUCAUGCAUUUGUGAAUAAGUGCCAAAAAUAUUUUACAAAUGUGUAACUAGAGCACGCUGUUAUGAAAAUUCAAAGAAAAAUUGUUAGGUUCUGUAGAAUAAUUGAAAUUGCAUUUCUUGCUCAGGCAGAUGAUCGGAUUUGUAGUAUGCAAAAUAAAGAAGUAAUUAUGUAUCUUGUUGCUAUAUACAUCUUUGUAAGGAUAAAUGUUUAUUGAUUUCAGACAA
Molecule: messenger RNA, 2576 nt
Organism: Solanum dulcamara
Lineage: Eukaryota; Viridiplantae; Streptophyta; Magnoliopsida; Solanales; Solanaceae
Product: subtilisin-like protease SBT5.6
Exons: 8
Coding region: 23-2347 (774 amino acids)
Biological process (GO): proteolysis
Molecular function (GO): serine-type endopeptidase activity
Source: RefSeq, a predicted model, not a curated record